Xenopus tropicalis (tropical clawed frog) is the source of this 911-nucleotide messenger RNA. RefSeq names its product protein LBH-like. Bases 112 to 468 code for a protein of 118 amino acids. The transcript has 4 exons. The record is from RefSeq and is a predicted model, not a curated record. NCBI's taxonomy places the organism in Eukaryota, Metazoa, Chordata, Amphibia, Anura, Pipidae.
AAAAUGAGGAUUAGGCCAGUCCAAGGACAGAGCGUCUUAAGGCAGCAAAGCAGCUGAAUAAAGAUCUCCAGCUUCGAGCAUGAGACUGCACAACCGCUGAGAGGAUAGACCAUGAAUGAGGUGUCAGUUCUCCACCUGCCUGUGGAGGAGGCAGUGAAUGAGGUAAUUCACAGUCUGGAUGAGAUAGCUCUGAAACACAGUGAAAGUCGUCUGCCUUUCCAGAUUUUCCCAGACCCUUGUGAAGAGGAAGAAGUUCCAGUAAAGAUGAGGGGAAGGUUACCAUCCAUAGUAGUGGAACCAACUGAUUUGAUUGCUGUAGAGAGUGGGGAGUUACGGUGGCCACCAGAUUCUCUUAGAAAGUCAAAAGAAGAAGCUGGACAGGAGGAAGAUUGUGAAGAAAAUGAAGCAGGAGAACAAAUUGAUACAACUAAUGAAGAAGUUGAAAACCCAGAAUCGGAACAAAUGUAAUAUUUACAGAACUGAAGCCAUUCUUCACAAAUCUAUUUUUGAAAUAGCUAUUCUAUUCAUUUUAAAUUUUAUUUAGAUUGAAACAUGCCAUUCGCUAUGACAGUACCACUAUACAGGGCCUCUUGGUUUAUUUUUAUUUUAUGCUUUGUUUUCGUAUUGUACAGCUCUGUGAAAUCUGAUGUCAGAUAGAGGAGAUUAUGCCCUCGCAGGAGGCCAGUGCUUCAAAAUAAACUGUUCCUAUCAUAUAUCCAAAAUGUUACACUCAAUUAACUUUAAAAAUAUACACUUUUUACUGCCUUAAUGCAUUUCCUGCAGAAAACCAAUAUCAGCAUUUAAAUGGUAAAGUGGACAAGGGCAGUCACCUUAAUCAAUUAUGUAUUUUCUGUUUGUAGCACUUUUGCUACUGAGUUUUCAAAAGCAAAUAAAACUGAUACACUAUUUGA